UUCUGUGGUAACAAAUCAUUAAAGCGUUCUAGGCGUCGUACCUGCACAAGCUCUGCGGGGUUCAAACCGUACUUUUUGUGUCUGCUGUUUUCUCGCCAUCGCCUUUCUCUCACGCUGCUGCAAACGAGUUGCGGCUACAAAGUCAGUUCUGACUCAACCUCAAUCACAAUGCCAUUCUUCCCAUGCUGGAAGCGAAAACGAGAGACGGUUCCCCCGCCUCUGGGCGGCCUGCCAGAGGCGCCGGUACCGGCUGGAGACUUGAUGUGGAACUCAAGCUGUUACUCACGUUGGGGUCCUGUACUGUCCACAACAACUACAACGACAUCGACAACUCACGAAUACCUUACUGAGGAUUCGGCCUUGACGGAGCACUACUUACCAAUCCUCAGUCGUGUACUCCUCACUUCAGACCUUGGAACAUGGAAGAAACAAUACAAUCUCCGCUUCGCCUGUAUUAUCCCUGGAGAUGCGCCUCUCGCCAUGUUUACGACCACUAAGAAAACAAGUAAGAUGGUGUGGUUCAACGGGCCUAACCGAGGUCGCUGUUUACCCAGCGUCCGUUGUCGCUGGCGCAACGGCUUUCCACGGAUGCGAUCUCCAUGCACCGUCAGAUGCACUAUCAGCAACAGAUGGCAGUAUAAGAUCUGCAGAAGUGCGAUCAUCAGAUGGGACCCUCACUGGGAGGUUCUUCUUGUCGACCACAGAAAACUGGUGGCGGAUUACGCGAGCCAAGACAAGAGUAAGAAGAACCAAAAAAGAGUCGUUGAGAUCGUGAAGCGAUUCCACGAGCUGGAGAGACAGACGUUGUGGAGCACGACCAGCGGAAAAUGGUCGAAUUGGGGAGAUUGGAAUCUAUAUCCGGCUACACCAGCAGAAGUGGCACAAACGUGUCGACUCGAGGGGCAAGCAUUCGAAGAAAUGCUUGGAAAGAGGCCAGGAAGUGGGAAGAGGUACAGGAUAAGGCGCUGUCUCAGGGAUAUAUCGAAGAGCUUGAAGAAGAGGUGGAAGAAGGUCUUCUCGAGGUGACGAAAGCUGAGUGCGGGUGCAUUUGGUGACUGCGGUAUAUGCGCUCAAUCACUACAGCGUUGUCAUGUACACUCACACAAAUGGCCCGUCUUGUUCCAAGACGUAUACGGUAAAAGCCGUCUCCAUACCAUGAUGACGUUUAUUACAAUACUCAAGUGCGCGAGCGUUGUUGUUUUGGGUCGCUGCACUUACAUUGCGUCCAUGUCGUCGACCACCCGCACACCCGCACACAGAGAGUAGCUUUGUAGGUGGCUCUGGGAUCGGCCCCGCGGCCGGCCACUC
Molecule: messenger RNA, 1308 nt
Organism: Didymella exigua CBS 183.55
Lineage: Eukaryota; Fungi; Ascomycota; Dothideomycetes; Pleosporales; Didymellaceae
Exons: 1
Coding region: 169-1026 (285 amino acids)
Source: RefSeq, a predicted model, not a curated record